Polistes canadensis is the source of this 2589-nucleotide messenger RNA. RefSeq names its product growth factor receptor-bound protein 10-like. Bases 324 to 2516 code for a protein of 730 amino acids. Gene Ontology annotation, biological process: signal transduction. NCBI's taxonomy places the organism in Eukaryota, Metazoa, Arthropoda, Insecta, Hymenoptera, Vespidae. The record is from RefSeq and is a predicted model, not a curated record. The transcript has 12 exons.
AAAAAUAGCGUGAGAAAAAGAUAAACCAUAAGGUUUCCAGUAACAUGAAGGAAAUCGUUGAACGUGAUGUAACUUUUCGAGAGUUAUAAUACAUAUCUAAUGUAAGAUAUAUAAAGAACGAUGAAUUCUUAUCUCGAAUGGUGGGGGAAUGAAGAAGAUGAAAGAAUUGUAAGAACGAGUCAUCCAAUUCUUCUUGUCGCGUGUGAAUCAACGAUAUCAUCAAAGAAAUAAUAUGUAAGAUCACAUAGUUUGACAAGUGUGUUGUUUGAUUUGUUCAAAGUGAUGCUGGUAAUAGUAAUAGUAGUAGUGUUGAUAUUGGUAUUAUGUUGGUUAAUAGUGAUUGUGUUACCGAUCAACAAAAAUGGAUAUUACGAACCGCCGAUAUGGUAGGAAGCUGUUCAACAACUUCAGAAUCAUCAUUGUUGGAGAGCGCCACUUGCGUUAGGGUGUCACCUUCUAUCAAGGUCAACGUUAAGGUCUUACCUGAAUUUAAGGUCGAAUCCAACGUCGAAUUCUUACCCGAAUUUAAGGUCAACCCAAAACCCAACGUUGAGGUCAGGGUUUCUAAAACUUUUCAUAAACCAACUACUACUUACAUUGUCCGUCCUGUUGAAAGCUCUAUACGUCGUCACAUAUAUUAUAAUGACGCCAUUAGAUUUUCGAUUAAUAAUAAUCGAUUAUCCGAAUUUCAACUUCCCAUCGACAACAUGGAAGAUAAUUCCAAUCAAUUAAAUCCUACCGAUUUAAUAUACCAUGGUUUCUCUAGAUUGAUACGAUCUUUCAGGGCUCUACGAUCAAUCAAUCCUAGAAACCCAGAAGAACACCAUGGAACAUGGUUCUUCUCUGAUAUUUCCGGAAGAUGCUUGAAAAUGAUCAAUUGGUUUCCAAAAAUGUGUUCCUGUCUCGACAGCAGGUCGACAGCGACCGGUGGCCGAUCUGCAACUCGUGAAAGAACAUACGAACGACUUAGUUCUGCACCUACAAUUUUUGAAAUCAGCAGGAUGAUGCAGAGAGCUCGAAGAAGAGUUACUAGUCAAAGCGAAGAAUUAGAAGUUUUAGAUCAAGAAAAACAGGAAGAACUAAGAUUUUACAACGACGACGAAACAUGGACUGCAGUUGUCGUGGAAAAAAAUUUACGUUGCAUCGACUUAUGCGAACUUCUUAAAGUUAAAAAGAACGUAUCCGGAAUUGCUUGGUCUAUCGUUGAAACCUGGCCUGAAUUAGGAUUUGAACGAACAUUGGAAGACCACGAGGAUAUAUUGGCAAUUCACAGGGAAAUGGAAACGUUUGCGCCACAUCACGAAAGAAAAUUUUACUUUCGUCAGGACUUUCUUAAAUACGAGUUCUUCAUUAAGCCAAAGCAAUUUUUCCCUGCAGAAAUGGUUGCCUUUCCUAACGUUGAGGAUAUUGGAACCUUCGCAGAAGUGGAAAGUGCCUUAAGGGCUUACCUGUCCCGCGAUAACGGCGAGUGCCCGCAGGUGUACAGUCCGGUCUGGAUGAAGGACGGGAGCUCGACAACUUGGAAAAAGCUGUAUAUGCUGUUACGAGACCGGAAACUCUACACGAUGAAGAAGGAAACCGAUUUGCUGAACCCAAUUGCUCGGCUUUCGGACUAUCACAUAUACAGAAUUCCGAACGCAAAGAAAUACUUUAACGCCCCAUUCGAGUGGGGCGCCUGUCUUAGGCCUAGUAGCAACGCUGAGGCCGAAGACACGGAAACUGGUGAGCACGGGCUCAAGGUCAUCGCCUUUAACAGCGAAAAGGCACGGGCUUGUUGGCUUACAGCCAUGAGGCUCGCCAAGUACGGAAAACAGCUAAGGGAGAACUAUAGGGCCUUCAAAAAUAAGCAGUGUGAACAACCAUCAGGAAGCCCUAAAGAUCAAUUCGGGAAUUACAACGUCACCAACGAAUCGGUGAGAUCCCGUGUUGCGAUGGACUUCACCGGUAGUGUUGGAAGGAUAGUUGAAGAUCCAAAGGAAGCAAAGGACAUAGCCGAGAGCGAAGGUAUAAUCUGGCGACGAAGAUGGAGGCCUUUUUCACGUACACCAUCAGGCUGUGCAAUGGUCAGGCUUCAUGGUCUCGAUGGUGGUAUACACGUUCUCCAACCUUGGUUUCAUGGUGGCCUCAAAAGGGAUAUCGCGGCUGCCAUUAUUAGGGAUCAUGGCUCGGUCGAUGGAGUCUUCCUGGUUAGAGAGAGCAAAAGCAAUCCUGGGGCCUACGUCUUGACUUACAAGUACAGCGACAAGGUCUUUCACGCUCAGAUUCAACCGGUAUACGACGAAAGACGCAACUGUUGGCUCUACACGUUAGACAAGGGGGCUACGAAAUUUUACGAUCUCUUACAACUGGUCGAAUUUUAUCAAUUGAAUUCGGGUUCUCUGCCAACUCGUCUAACCCAUUACGUUCAAACUGGUGUACCAACACCAAUACCAAGGCCCGAAGAUGGAGGUGCAUCACCGUCACCUGCUGAUGCCAGUCAAAGAUUCAGUGUCAAGACAGAAUCAGCGAGUAUUUGAGUAUAGGAGAACCAGCGACCCGUUGCUGUAAACGUCGAACAUGUACCAUCAUCAACUGCAUCUAAUAGAAUCG